AUGCCCCCUUCUCGCGAGGCUUUGGUUAACCGCGGGGAUGAAGACGAGGUCUGCCCCGUCUGCAAAUCCUCGCGGUACUUGAACCCGGACAUGCGAUUCCUUAUCAACCCAGAAUGCUACCACAAAAUGUGCGAAUCUUGCGUGGACAGGAUAUUCUCUUCAGGGCCCGCGAACUGCCCCGUAGCGGGGUGUCACAAGACACUGAGAAAGAACCGAUUUCGCAAGCAGACAUUCGAGGAUAUAAACGUUGAGAGGGAGGUGGAUAUACGGCGCAGAGUUAUGACAGUCCUCAACCGCCGAGAAGAAGAGUUCGAUUCCAAGCUAGACUGGGAUAACUUCUUGGAGCAGCGGGAGGAAAUCAUAUUCAAUCUUGUCAACAAAAUCGAUGUCGCGAAAACCGAAUCCGACCUGCAGAGCUAUGCGUCGGAGAACAUGCGCUCCAUUCGUGCGAACCAAGCCCUCGAAGCGAAGGAAGUCACCUCUUUCCAGGAACGCCAAAGCCAAGAGCAAGAGCUGGCACGUCUACGGCGGCAAGCUGCUAAGGAAGAGUACGAAAACGAGCGAAAGGAGUUGUUGGCUGGUCGAGAGGAAGUUCUCAGCCGCCUUGCGAGUGGGCGAGGGGCAGACGCUGCUUCAAUCGCGCGAGAGGGCCAGAAGGUCUUGCUCAAGAAAUCUUCAGCUCGACGCAGCGAAGAGGAAAGAAUCAGACAGAAACAGGCUGCACUGCGUGGGACAGAUUCCAAAAAGCCUGGCGCCACUGGUGCUGCGACAAGCGAAGAAGGUGGUUCGGGCUUGAUUAAGGGUCUCAAGAAGAUCAAAACUCCAGAGCCGGAGAGGCCCUACGAUCCUUUUGGCGGGAUGGUUCCCAACCAGCGAGACUAUUAUACCCUACGCGACUAUUAUCCGUCCCCCCAUCUUGAUUCUAUUCGACAAGAUACUCGAGUGCUUGCAGGGGGCUACAACCUUCAGGAAUACUAUUCACGAACCAUGCUCGAGGCUGUUGCAGGCUUAGGAUGUUUCAUCGAUGAAGAAAUUUCGCAGCGAGAGGCGAACUCCUUUAAUGCGAUGAAACCUGUCGGUACAUAG
Aspergillus puulaauensis is the source of this 1086-nucleotide messenger RNA. It is a transcript of the gene TFB3, whose product is annotated as TFIIH/NER complex subunit TFB3. The record is from RefSeq and is a predicted model, not a curated record. Lineage: Eukaryota; Fungi; Ascomycota; Eurotiomycetes; Eurotiales; Aspergillaceae. Gene Ontology annotation, cellular component: transcription factor TFIIH holo complex. Gene Ontology annotation, biological process: positive regulation of cyclin-dependent protein serine/threonine kinase activity; regulation of transcription by RNA polymerase II; nucleotide-excision repair. The transcript has 3 exons. The coding region runs from base 1 to 1086 and encodes 361 amino acids. Gene Ontology annotation, molecular function: cyclin-dependent protein serine/threonine kinase activator activity.